CGUCAACGAACGGGAGCGUGAUAGGGCGAGAAUGUUGCUGCUGCGUCGUCUGUCAAAGCGGUCGAUUUUUCCAGUCUCGCUCGGUGGAAGUCGUUCCGUGCUUUGUUUGGUGGAUCGUAUUCCGGAACUGAACCGUAGCAGAAGGUUCACCAUGGGCGAAAACAAGUCACCGCUGAUGGAGCGAGCCCGGAACAUAGUGCCUCACUUGGAAACGACACGCCACAAGGGCCAAGCUGGCCGGAUUGGGGUGGUGGGCGGAUCGCUCGAGUACACCGGAGCACCGUACUUUGCGGCCAUCAGUGCGCUGAAGGUGGGGGCGGACCUGGUGCACGUGUUCUGUCCUCAGGCGGCUGCCCAGGUCAUCAAGUCUUACAGUGCCGAGUUGAUUGUGCAUCCGUUGUUGGAUUCCAACAAUGCCAUCAUCCAGAUCGAACCCUGGCUGGAGAGGCUGCACGUACUGGUGAUCGGUCCGGGGUUGGGACGUGACCGGGUGGUGCUUCAGACGGUAGCCGAGCUUAUCAAAAUCUGCCGUCAGCUGCAGAAACCGCUGAUAAUUGACGCAGACGGAUUGUACCUGAUUACGCACGAUGUUAGUCUGGUGAAGGACUAUUACGGCCUUAUUCUGACUCCAAAUGCCAUCGAGUUCUGCCGGUUGUUCGGCAACGACCGUUCCCGCAUCUGGGAGAUGAUGGAAAAGCUGGGUCGGGGCGUAACCGUGAUCGAGAAAGGCCUAAACGAUCGUAUCUACGAAUCGUUGACGAUGGAGAAGUUUGAGUGUCCGCAGGGUGGCUCAGCACGGAGGUGCGGAGGUCAGGGUGAUUUGCUGGCCGGCGCGCUGGCCACGUUCUACUUUUGGGCGCUGGAGUCCAAGCAGGAGAUUAGCCCGGCAACGGUGGCGUGCUUUGCGGCUAGUUAUCUAACCAAGACCUGCAAUAGCCAUGCGUUCAAGCUGAAAGGUCGCAGCAUGACCUGUACGGAUAUGAUUGAACAAAUCCACGUCGUGUUUGAGGAGUGCUUCGAACACAAGAAGGAAUAGAAGGGGCAUUUUAUUGACGAAAUAAUUUCAGUGGCAUCUGGUUGUUCUUUUUCGGUAUCAAAUUUUAGAAGGUUACUCAAAUUACAAAUUUUAAAUGUGUUUUUGGAGGUAAAAAGUCUUCUUUCUUCUUCGGUGUAGAGAUAUUGAGGUGCCUGUUUAAAUAAAUAAUUUCUAGUCUUUCUUAGUUUUGUUUAAGAAAAAUGUGAUUAAAACUAUGGAAUCAUCACAAUCUGUUUAUGGUCAGUGGACUAAAUAAUAUACAAUAUGCACAAUUUUAGAUCACAUAUAACGAACUUUGAAAUACCAUACGACUUCGAAAUAUAUUCUAUAUUGCAACAAUA
Culex quinquefasciatus (southern house mosquito) is the source of this 1377-nucleotide messenger RNA. RefSeq names its product ATP-dependent (S)-NAD(P)H-hydrate dehydratase (gene Naxd). The transcript has a single exon. Lineage: Eukaryota; Metazoa; Arthropoda; Insecta; Diptera; Culicidae. Gene Ontology annotation, molecular function: ATP-dependent NAD(P)H-hydrate dehydratase activity. The coding region runs from base 32 to 1036 and encodes 334 amino acids. Gene Ontology annotation, biological process: metabolite repair. The record is from RefSeq and is a predicted model, not a curated record.